Molecule: messenger RNA, 2124 nt
Organism: Molossus molossus (Pallas's mastiff bat)
Lineage: Eukaryota; Metazoa; Chordata; Mammalia; Chiroptera; Molossidae
Gene: CCM2
Product: CCM2 scaffold protein
Exons: 10
Coding region: 70-1563 (497 amino acids)
Biological process (GO): heart development; vasculogenesis
Source: RefSeq, a predicted model, not a curated record
CAGACGGAAACUGUGGUUCCUGUCCUUCCGGUGCCUCCACUGGUUUUCAGGGGGGGCUGACAUGUGACCAUGAUUUUCAACAAGAGCAGAAGUGAGCAGAGGAGAAUGCACAGUAGCUGUCCGCAGAGGGAGGAACCACCAUUCCCAGGCAGGAACUCCUCCUCCAGCGGCGUCCCCAAGGGCUGUUCCAUGGAGAACGAGCCUGGAAUCGUGUCUCCAUUUAAGCGAGUCUUCCUCAAAGGUGAGAAGAGCAGAGAUAAGAAAGCCCAGGAGAAGGUGGCAGAGCGGCGCCCCCUGCACACUGUGGUGCUGUCCCUGCCGGAGCGCGUGGAGCCCGACAGGCUGCUGAGCGACUACAUCGAGAAGGAGUACUUAGGCCAGUUAACGUCCAUUCCUGGGUACCUGAACCCAUCCAGUCGGACCGAGAUCCUCCACUUCAUAGACAAUGCAAAGAGGGCCCACCAGCUCCCCGGACACCUGACCCAGGAGCACGAUGCGGUCAUCAGCCUGUCCGCCUACAACGUCAAGCUGGCCUGGAGGGACGGGGAGGACACCAUCCUCCGAGUCCCCAUCCACGACAUUGCCGCCGUGUCCUAUGUGCGGGACGACGCCUCGCACCUGGUGGUCCUGAAGACAGCCCAGGACCCCGGCAUCUCCCCCAGCCAGAGUCUGUGUGCAGAAAGCUCCAGAGGCCUCGCCCCAGGCUCCCUGUCUGAGAGUGGAGUGGGGCCUGUGGAGGCCUGCUGCCUGGUGAUCCUGGCCACGGAGAGCAAGGUGGCGGCGGAGGAGCUGUGCUCCCUGCUCGGGCAGGUGUUCCAGAUCGUGUACACGGAGUCCACCAUCGACUUUCUGGACAGAGCCAUAUUCGAUGGGGCCUCCACACCCACCCACCACCUGUCCCUCCACAGUGACGACUCUUCCACCAAGGUGGACAUGAAGGAGCCGUACGAGACCGAUGCCAGCACCUUGCCCUUCCCGUCACCUGCCUCGACCCCAGUGCUCCCUGGGCCCGGGGGUUGCCACGGGGCAGGACCGGGCAGGACCGUCCCUUGCAGCUCCUUCCCUGAAUGUGGGCCCCACACCAAGACGGCGAGCGAGAGCGAGCUGAGCGCCACGGCCGCCGAGCUGCUGCAGGACUACAUGCUCACGCUGCGCACCAAGCUGUCCUCGCAGGAGAUCCAGCAGUUCGCGGCGCUGCUGCACGAGUACCGCGACGGGGCCUCGGUGCACGAGUUCUGCAUCAACCUGCGGCGGCUCUACGGGGACGGCCGCAAGUUCCUGCUGCUGGGUCUGCGGCCCUUCAUCCCCGAAAAGGACAGCCAGCAUUUCGAGAACUUCCUCGAAACCAUCGGGGUGAAAGAUGGCCGUGGCAUCAUCACCGACAGCUUCGGCCGGUGCCGGCGGGCCGCAAGCUCCACCUCCACCUCCAAUGGCAACAGGGCAGCAGGCAGCUCCGACGACCAGUCCGCACCCUCCGAGGGGGAUGAGUGGGACCGCAUGAUCUCAGACAUCAGCAAUGACAUCGAGGCGCUGGGCUGCAGCAUGGACCAGGACUCAGGCUGACGGUGCAGGGGCGCCCUCGGGCACACCCCUGUGUGGGGCUGGGCCGGGCCGGGCCAGGCCAGCUGCAGGGCCUCUACUGUGAAGGACCUGGGGCGGAGGCUGCCCUGGCCUCCUCACGGCGGCGCCGGGAAGGGCCUGUCUGCCGGCACCCGGGCAGCUGUUGGUUUUGCACAUGACGUUUCUAUCGAAACUCUCAGAGACCUUAAAAGAAGUUUACUGCAAUGUGAAUAAUUUAUCUCUGGUUGCCAGCGUGUUUCUGAUCCCGGUGGAAGCUGGUGUCUCCUGGCCUGGCCGGGGUCCACACACCCAGGACUCGGCACCACGGUCUGGGCACUGAGCCAAAGGGUGCCCUUUGGCAGACCCUGCCGGUGGGGAGCUGGGCCAGCUCUUGACCAGCCGGUGGGCAGGACCUGAUGGGGCAUUUGCUCCCUGGACGUGGGGCUGGGAACAGGUGUCCCAGGCACCUGUGGAUGUGAGUGUUAGGGCCUCACUCUGGGGACUCGGCACAGGCACCCUGAGGGGCACUGGCUGUCCUCUGGCCUCUCGUUUAAGCCACCAAGU